ACAAUGUGUUUGGCUGGAGAGAAAUCAGUAGAGCUGGGCUAACACAGUUUGCAGCUGGUCUCCUGUCUGAUUAUCACUCAGAUUAUACCUGGAACAGACCUUGAAUCCUUGGGCAUCUUCUACUCUGAUUGAUUCUUGUGCCGAGUCAUCACCAUGUCGGAUCCAUACAAGAAGUCCACCAACCCCUUCCUCAAAUCUUCCAGCAACAAAGGUAGCAUAUUUGGAGGCCAGAAACCAAUUGCUUCUUCUCAACUUUUUGGAGGAGUGUCCACAUCAACACCCAGCACCGUACCUUCAUUAUUUGGAGGAGCUGCUCUCGCUAAACCACCAGAUGCUGCUGCAAAGGAUGCUACUCCUGCCACCAUGGCAAUUUUCUCCAGCUCAUCUAACUUGAGUAAUCAGUCAACGUUCGGUAGUGUUAUGAGUGGUGGGGCUAAACCUGCUUUCAGCAACACUCACUCUCUGUUUGCAGCUUCCCCUCCAUCUGUCUUUGGAGGAGUUAGUCUUCCUACAGCCAAGACUACGAAUGUCUUUUCUGCAUCUUCCAAAUCUGUCACCAAUGUACACUCAUUGUUUGGCAAUGCACCCAGUUCUAUUAGUGACAAUAAGACAAACCCUUUCACUUAUAUCCGGCCACAGAGUAAUGAAACUUUAUCCUCGUCUAAAUCUCAUCCAACUUCAUCUUUUGGAUUAUUUUCUUCUAAACCUGCAAGUGCUGCAAUAAAUUAUCCACCUAAAAAUACCAGUAGCUCAUCAAAUACGAAUCCUUUCAGCCAUCCCGCGAGAGUCACAGAUCAUGGUGCUGGACCAAGCGAUUUCUCAACACAGAGCAAGGCACAAACUUUGAGUCAAGGUGAAGCUUUAUUCAAUACCAGUUACCAUAGCCCUCGUGAAAACCCCAGAUCUGAGCAAGGUUCUUCGGACUCAAGGCCGCUAUCUAAAGAUGCUACAAGCCAUGCAUCCACUGCGACUGACUUAGAUAGAAUAAUCUGUGGGACAUUCAACUCAUCUUCUCGUGACACUCUUGAAAAAUCCAAGCCGGAUGACAAAAUUCUGACACCAACUGCCCACAAGAUGACAGUAGCUACCGGCAUAAAGGAGGAUGCACCUACGUGCUUGUAUGACGAUAUUUUCGAUAUCCCUUUAUCUCCGCCAACACCUGUUGCAAGUAAUGUGGAAAAAAAGGCAUUAGAACCAACAACUAUAAUUUGCACAAGUAUCGCCGAAGGUUACUUGGAUAAAAAAAUAUUGAAAACUCACUUUGGAAAAUUUGGCAACGUUCUACGAGUGUCUCUUCAUUCGAAGGCCAAUCAAGCUCAAGUUAACUUUGAUUCUCACGAGAGUGCCUCUUUGGCCAAAAGAUCAGGUAAAAAGUUACACCCCAAUUUACCAGACAUGCAGAUUUUUUUUGGAACAGCUAUUAGAACCCGUUCAGAAGAUAAGCAGGAUAACAAAGCUAGACAAAGUAAAAACAACGCCGUUAAAUUUUUACGCCAGAACUCUAUUGAUAACCUUGAGAGAACUAGAAGGAUGUCCCAGGGAGCUGGUGAGGACUCCUCCAAGCUCUUCAAAGAAAAACCAAAACAAGACGAAAAACCGCUUGCGCGCUCGAGCCUCCAAAAAUUUAUGCCUUCACCCCGUUCUUCUGAAAGCACUUCUAGGCUGCCAAUGGAUGAGGCGACGCCUGCCAUCACUGCGACAAAUUUUACUGCACUUCGACAAGUGAGAGCCAACACUAGUCAAGACAAGUAUGCUUUGUUAGAGGCACGCGAUAAGCUUAUAAGGAAGCAGCAAACUAAAAUUCUCGAUGUGAAGAAAGCAAAGUACUUGUCUGCUACAUGUCCAGAUAUGUGCCCAGAGAAAGAGCGUUACAUGCGAGAGGUCCAGUACGACCUCAGUCCUUACGAAAUGACUUCUGAUCGCAAAGUGGAUCAUAAGCGAGCAGUGAAGAAGUUCUCUCGCAGCAGCGCUGACAAACACGAGCCUUUACCACAUGAACUGAGACCUGGUUCUGUCUUGAGGCUAACGAUGGAUUACCUCAUGUGGAACAUCUUGCCUGACAUGGAAGAUGACUCCAAUUGUGACAUGGAUCUGUGUUACAAUUAUUUAUGGGACAGGACGCGAGCAAUGCGCAGCGACAUAAUGCAGCAGCAUCUGCUGGACGAGUCUGCUGUUUAUGUCCUGGAGAGAUGCGUGAGAUUCCACAUCUACUGUACUGAGCGUCUUUGUCUUGAGCCGCCUGACGUAUUUGAUCCUAAAAUGAAUGCGGAGCAUCUUAGCAAAAGUAUGCACUCACUCAAGGAACUUUACCACGAUCUCUCAGAGAAUUCUAUAUAUGUUGAUUCUGAAGCUGAAUUUAGGGCUUAUGAAAUUCUGCUCGACGUUGACGACGGCAACAUUAUGUUUGCCUACUUACAUUUCCGCGAUUCUGUCAGAAAAUCACCUGAAGUUCAGUUUGCCGUUGAGAUUCUUCAUGCAGUCCAGAGCAACAACUUCGUGAGAUUUUUCCGACUUGUCAAGAAGGCUACAUUUCUUCAGUCUUGUAUUCUACACAAAUAUUUCAACAGAAUUCGGUCUAAAGCGCUUGUCAUCCUUACUAAAGCUUUGAAUGCCCCCAGCAAAUCCCAGUCCAUUUCUCUUGCCAAAUUAUGCCAUCUGCUACUGUUUGAGAACACCACUGAAGCUGCAGCAUUUCUUGCACAUCACGGCCUCUGCAUAAAUGCGUCUGGGCGCGUUGUUCUGGACCGCAAGUCUUUCAUUCCACGCCCCAUGGAAGCUGCACCCUUGAGUCGAGCUUAUCUCAUCGUGGGUGGAAAGAAAGAAGGCAGCUUAGGGGAGGAAAUCAACGGUGGGCCCUUGCCUCCUAACCCUCUCUUGUCUCAUGAGCCUUGCAGUAGCUUUUCUGCUGACAAUUUCCUUCUAGAAACUGCCUUCAGAGACGAAGUGAAGGAACAUGCUGUUAGUCGUCCCGUGUCAAAUCGCACGUUAGAUGAAUUGAGUGAUAAUAAUGAGAUAUCUGAAUAUGUUUAUAAAGACGUUUCUUCACCGCGUUCCCAUGAAAUAAAAAAUGACGCUGACAUUCCAGCUCAUUUCGGGGACGAUCAAGAUUCUCAGGCUCCUGACUCGAACGAUUUUUAUACUAAUGAAGAGUACUUUGAUUCUCCUGAUGAAUCUGAUAACCGUGCCGAAAAUACUUUUCCUCAAUGCAAUGCGGAUGAUUAUAGUGGGCUACCUGAUGAUGGCGAUGAAGUUUACGAUGAAGAUGAAGGCUAUGAGGCUGAAGACAAUGAUGCUGGUGUGCCAGGAGCUAUUCUAGUAGAUGACAAUUAUGAGGAACCUUCGUUAGACGCUUUCAAUAGCGUUCAUCAGAACAUGUUUGGCGAGAUGGCUGACACUAAAGUCGUGGAUGAUGCAGUCAGUUCAAUUCUUGGUGAAGCUCCUGAUUACAGCAAUGAAGAAAAAGUCAGGGAUUUCCGCACACGCAAGUUACGGCAGCAAUAUUUCAGCAGGUGGCUGCAAGUUGUCUCUGUCAGCAGGAAGAUUCGGGCGAUGGAGGAGCGCCUCUUGUGCCGCUGUGUUCUCAGGAAAUGGCGACUGUUCGUCGCUCGCCGAAAAUUAUCGAAGCAUCUUCAGCAGACCGUGCGCCAUAAGCUGAGUUCCAUGCGCGUCAAACGUUGCUUUGUUAGGUGGCGCCGUGCAGCGACUAUUGCCAAGUUGACCAAGAAGAAUACACAACGGAGAAGAGAUGCUUUGUCAUACAAGUAUUUUAAUCUUUGGUUGAAGAACAGCAAGAAGAGGAAGUGGCACAAGAUGCGUUUGGGUGACGGGUUCCCCGCAGCUCCGAGUCGUCUAUCAGUGACAGAACAGAACGACGUUUGGGCCUUCCAUUGUGCCAGCCUCAAAUGCCCGUACACGCGCCUGCAUGACAUCGAGCAAAAGUGGCAGCAAAAUCAACACAAAAUUGACUUGCUGCAAAAUUUAUCUGCUGGCAUCUGCAACGCUCCUUUACCAGUCCAGUCUUCGUUCCAGCAGUUCAUAGACUCCAAAAAUGUUCCACGUUCUUCUAAACCAAAGUUUUUCACAUUAGUUGUGUGCUUCCUUGACGAUGUCGAUGAAUUUGUUGCCAUCUGGUUUCGCAAGAAGUUCAACCCAACAGGCAACUACAAUCCCGUUCCCAUUAACUGUUCAUACAAAAUCUUCUCUCCGACUACUCAUACCCACCACAUCAUUCAGAUUGUCGAGUCCAAGCUCAGCAAUAUUUCUCGCAUAUCAGGCGUCUCUAGCAUUCUCUAUGUCGUAAACUCAAGUAAAACAGAAGCGCCAACUUCAAUGGCUAGAGCUCAAAUAAAUUCUCCAAAUAGCAAAUCAUUUGUUGUGAAUAGAAGAGAUUGUUCUUCUCCCCACACGUCUUUGGGGCUCAAGCACAGUCUACUGGAAUUGUAUAAGAACAGCACUCCUGUACGCAAACUUCUCCGAGGUCGCUUACCUCAGAUUGUGUCUAGUUUCAUUUCAAAGCAUGUGCUCGAAGUGGCAGCUGAGACUGAACGAUAUUGUGCAGAGCUUUGCUACGCUCCUCUGCCUGCACACUGCUACCACCUUCUGUAUCACCGCGCGCUGUUGUUCCUCCAAGAUACUUUGCUAGACGAACGAUUGCGUGGCCUGCAGUGGCAAGUGGUUUGCCCUGACACCCAGGAACACGUGAUACGAAUGGUGGAUGAACCACUACGCCGCACCAUGUCUGAUGCAUUGGAACUCUGUCAACUCUCCGCCAUACCCAGUCAUUCAUGGAGCACGUGGUCGGGUGCCUUAGAGGGACUGCUAACGUACAUUAAGUUUGAAUUUAGUGUUGGCCCGUCCUCUCCUGAAGCCGGCUUAAUUGAAGAUAUUAAAUUCCAAAUAAACCAAGCUAAACAAUUUGUCGUUGAGAAGUACAGCGUUGAUGACAGCGAUACUCUGCAAAGUGAAGUUUUGCUACCUUGGAAGAACAUUUACAGUUCCCUGAUCAUCCAUAAGGUAGGCAAACUUCCUGAUGUUGAUGUAGUUUGCUGUAGCGAGGAAAUUGACAACUAUGUUUGUGGCAAUGAUUGGUUUUUGUCACACCUUGUUCCGAUGAAAACUUUGCUGUCUCAGCUGUCAGCGUCAAAACGUAAAGCCUUGAACUCAGAAGAAGAAUCGACAGUGUCAAAGAAGGCUAAGCCAGACUUGGCGACUGUGUCUCUCUUCCAGAAAGAACUCGACCUCACUGUAAAGUUAGAAACCCAUUUGAAAGAGCUGAUUGAAGACAGAGAUGACGUUCCUCUUGUGACUCUCUUUCAAACUAACGACGGCGAACAGCAAGACAAUUGCUCCGAAAAUGAGGAUGCAGAUUCAGACACGUCGCUGUUGUGUUCAAUCGCUCAUGAAAAACAAAAGUACUCUGCGCUUGAGGAACGAUUGCGUAAAAUGGUUGGCUGAUUACCAAUAAAACUGGCAGUGUCGGGUAGGGGAUGCUCAAAUUUGAAGCGAAUUGAAUAAAAAUCACUACUAUAUUGAUAUCACAUGGAGCUCUUUGUAUCACAUGGAGCUUUAUUUAUGGAGCUCUUUGUAUUACUGAAAUUGCUUUUACGACAUUAAAUUACUACCAUUGAUAAUUCUGUGAGACGUUGUCUUUACUUUAAGUGCUGCAGGCGUUGUACUCUAAUCCGCAUGUUAAUUUAAUUAGUAUUGUGUUCUCGUAUGUACACACUUUUUUUUUGUAUUCUCGUUUCGUACUUAAUCUUAUCUGUAGUUCUAUGCUAUGUAAUCCUGACGUAAUUUUACGAUGAGAUAUCUUAUCUCUUUGGCUGGCUUGCUAAGGGCCUAAUGGUUGUAUAAAUUUUUGUUUUAUUUAAUCACUCAGUUUGCGUACAAUAUCCAUCAAAAAUUGUGCAACCAUUUCACAUAGGUCACCCGGCACCUAAUUGUUGGAAUUUCUUGUGUUUUCAAAUUUUGUAUUAGUAAAUUAAUUUUUCUUUCGGAUUAUGUCAGCAAUUUUGAACCUGCUGCCUUCAAUAUAUAAUAGCAUUAAAGUUUUUCGUUGUGGCUGGCCAAAAACCGUCAUCAGAUGAAUUCUUUUAACUCGAUUCUGUUUCGUUAAAACUUUGAGCAGUGUGCAUGAAAAUGAGCUAGAAACUUUCUAGAUAAAUAUAGAAAGUUCUAGAUUUAUCUGUGUUUAUCUAAGCCUGUGUUAAAUAAACUACUAUCAGCUAAGAGCACGUGUAACCCAAUGCUCGUUUAUUCAAAUAACCUCGCCAAGUGCUCGUGUACUUUAUGAAUGAGUUUAGAACUUAUCAUUAAUCGGAAAAACUUGAUAUAAUAUCGUUGUAAUCGACCGUAAAAUAUUUCAAGUUGGGAUCAUGUCUCUGGAUUGUUUUCUAAUUCUUGUAUGAUUUCCUGUCUGAGUCAUAAUGACUUCGUAGAACGAGAUUGUGGUAAGACAUAUAGGAUUAAUAGGAACAUUUACGAGGCAAUACGCAAGAUCAAUAUCGCUGCUUAUCACAGUAGUGAUUUACGCGGCAAGGCCAAAGUGUGUCUAAUAAACUGUUUAUAGUGCCGAACAGUUCGGUACUCAAAAAUCUUUGAAGUUCGUUCACAUUAGUGUAUGCGUAUUAAAAAUUCAUUAAGAGUUGUUUUAUGUGUUUCAGCUGAGCCUACUUUCCAUCCAGAUCUGAAUAUUUAACGGACGUUUGACUUCAGUAGUUGUUAAUAACGUCUUCCAAUUCAAUUAAUUAUGCUAUACUCGAUCACGUGCUUUUGUAAAUAAUUGACGUAACUCGUAUGCGCCUGAUGCUUAAUUGUGACAAAGCUGGCAUUUUUCUCUCAUCGUUGCGACUCUAGCAAAUAUUUUUUCCGGAAUUUAUGGGCAAACUACGUAUGUAUACAAUGCAAGAACGAUCAUAAUUUUCUUUCGAUACUUUUUGUAUCAAUUAUUGUGCAGUGUGAAUGUGUUUAGUAAACAUUGAAAUAUUG
Hyalella azteca is the source of this 6987-nucleotide messenger RNA. It is a transcript of the gene xmas, whose product is annotated as germinal-center associated nuclear protein-like. Gene Ontology annotation, biological process: mRNA export from nucleus. Lineage: Eukaryota; Metazoa; Arthropoda; Malacostraca; Amphipoda; Hyalellidae. Bases 154 to 5454 code for a protein of 1766 amino acids. The record is from RefSeq and is a predicted model, not a curated record. Gene Ontology annotation, molecular function: nucleic acid binding. The transcript is spliced from 2 exons. Gene Ontology annotation, cellular component: transcription export complex 2; cytoplasm; nucleus.